AUGGCCUAUUUUCCAGCUGGAUGUCAAAUCGGCAUUCUUGCAUGGAAAUUUGGAGGAACAGACGAUCUUAUAUUUACUGGAAAUGAUGGUGUCAUGUUUAAAGAAUUCAAGAAAUCUAUGUUGGUUGAAUUUGAAAUGUCUGACCUUGGUAUGAUGCAAUACUUCCUUGGCAUAGAAGUAGUACAAUCAGCUAAUGGGAUCUUUAUUUCUCAAAAGAAGUAUGUGCAAAAUAUUUUGGACAGGUUUCGAAUGAAGGAUUGCAAUCCUGUAAGCACUCCAACUGAGUUUGGUUUGAAGCUAAACAAAGAUCAUGAAGGUAAGAAGGUGGACAACACACUUUACAAGCAAAUUGUUGGCAGUUUGAUGUAUUUAACUGCAACAAGACCAGACAUAAUGUAUUAUGUGAGUUUGAUAAGUAGAUAUAUGGAGAAUCCAACAGAAAUGCAUUUGUUAGCUGCCAAGAGAAUCCUUCGUUAUUUGCAAGGAACUAGAGAUUUUGGGCUGUUCUACGAGAAGGCUGAAAAGUUAGAGUUGUUCAGGUUUACUGAUAGUGAUUAUGUAGGAGAACAAGAUGAUAGAAGGAGCACUUCGGGCUAUGUUUUUAUGUUGGGCACAGGGGCUGUUUCAUGGUCUUCUAAGAAGCAACCAAUUGUCACCUUGUCAACUACAGAAGCUGAAUUUAUUGUUGCAACUGCUUGUGCUUGUCAAGCUAUUUGGUUGAAAAGAAUUCUUGAAGAGCUACAGUUCAAGCAAGUUGAAGCUACUACAGUUUUUUGUGACAACAACUCAGCAAUCAAACUCUCCAAGAAUCCUGUGUUACACGAAAGAAGCAAACAUAUCGAUGUGAAAUAUAUUUUUUAA
Malania oleifera is the source of this 861-nucleotide messenger RNA. RefSeq lists its product as uncharacterized. The transcript has 2 exons. Bases 1 to 861 code for a protein of 286 amino acids. Lineage: Eukaryota; Viridiplantae; Streptophyta; Magnoliopsida; Santalales; Ximeniaceae. The record is from RefSeq and is a predicted model, not a curated record.